This is a messenger RNA of Paramecium octaurelia, 419 nucleotides long. The record is from the annotation of a GenBank genome assembly. NCBI's taxonomy places the organism in Eukaryota, Ciliophora, Oligohymenophorea, Peniculida, Parameciidae.
AUGAAUUCAAAAGUAUUAUAGAACCAAGAUGAUUUUUAUGAAGUAUUAGCUUACUUGAAAUUUAUUGAUAGCAAAAUAUUGUAAUUGAUAAUUGAAAUGCUUAAAAAAGAGGCAAUUUCAGAUUCCCUAAGCUUUUUAUCACAAGAUGAAAACCAAGAAUGUUGGGUAGAACACAUUUUAGUUUAAAAUUUAUCACAGCAAGAUAAAUAAAAGAAGCUAAACUAGAUGAAACAAGCUAUUUAGAGCAUUCAUACAGUUUAUGAAACAAUUAAUAGCCAUGACUUCACUAUUAAUAAUUACUCUCCUGAACAAUUUAUAGAAUACAAAUAUGCUUUAAUUAAGAAAAUAAUAAAAUAGAAUUGAAUUCUGACAAUAUUUAGUCCUUCUCACUUCCAUCGAUAAUAAAUUCAUUCAAGUGG